Messenger RNA from Drosophila arizonae, 1180 nucleotides. RefSeq lists its product as uncharacterized. Lineage: Eukaryota; Metazoa; Arthropoda; Insecta; Diptera; Drosophilidae. The record is from RefSeq and is a predicted model, not a curated record.
AACAAAUUUGAGAAUCCCAUUCAAAAAACCUGAUAAAGGUUUCACAGAUUUUAGCACUUGACUAAUCAUAUAUACACAUAUAUACCAAAAUGGAUCAAAGUAAGGAGCCAGAAAGAAAAGAAGAUCAGUCUUCCGAGGAAGAAGAUGGCAAGGAGCUCGACUAUGCUCAAUUGACGCUAUACGAUGUGAUGCGCAUAGAGAACUGCAAGGCGAACCGAUUUCUGAAGAAAGAAACGUAUCCCAAUAUAAGACCGCCAAUAUCACGAUGCUCGAAUGAAAAAUCGGGAAACUUCUUGUCGGAGGCUAUUGUCGAUAUGGGCUGCAGGGUACCCUUUGGCAAGGAUAAGAGAUUUGACACCAUUGAGAUAUGGAGGCAAGCUCCGAACAAAGAUUCGCUCAGUUUUUAUGGCAUGGGAUCGAAAGUCAAUCUGCCAGAGGCAGUCGAGUAUAGACGAGCUCUCACCAGUUCCCUCAAUUUGGUCAACGGCAUCGAUCCAAAGGCCAAGAAGUCAAAAAAACCAAAGAAACCGGAAAAGGUGCCCAAGCCUAAGGGAGCCUAUGUACUCAACCGUAAUAUCUUGCACUGUGCCAUCAAUAAGAUGCCGACGGUGCUCAAGAAGACGCACGCCAAGAAUUCUCAUAGAAUACUUUAUUGUCCAGAGGAUGAGUACGAAGAUGAUUUCGGCGACUACGAACCCUAUAUUCCCCUGCAGGUGGCCCUCGACAUGGAGAAGCCACCCAAAAAGCCAAAGCACGGCCUCCGACGCAAUCACCAGUACUGCGAUGUGCAGUGUGGUCUGCCGGAUAACAUGUGCACGUACUACCAAUGGAUGAAGUACAAGGAAGAUACGUUGCCGUACGAUGUGGAAUUCGACCUGGAGACGGAGCUAGAGGAGGCGAUGGCCGAAGAGCAAGAUGACGAGCCGAGAACAUUUGAAGAGCUCUAUUCAAAUCUGGUGUCCUGCUUUGAGAAGAAUAAAGAUGAAAUUCCGCCGUGCACCAUCUACGGCAAAUGCUGCAGAAGACCCUCGGAGCGCGUAGUAAUUCAAGGUUGCGGCGAAGAUAAGAUCUUUGGCCCACACGAAUGCGAAUGUAACUGUGAUGACAGCUAAUAUAUAAUGAUAUAUCAAAUCUAUUAUAUACUCACUUUUGGCUUUUUGGCAUACUGUCCCGUGCGCAC